GAUUCGACAGAUAGGAGACAUGGAAUCGAUAUUAAAUUUCCGCGACGUGGGAGAAUCAGUUAUUGAAUUCAGUGAGGAAAAUGUUGGGAAGAUUAAAGCCGGUGUUUUGUUUCGCAGCGGGGAGCCAGACGAUGCGACCGUGAGAGAUACCGAAAAUUUAUUGAAGCUCGAUAUUCGUACAAUCAUUGAUUUGCGAUCAGGAUCACACGAAGGUCGAAAGUCAUCCAUUGAUUAUCCUCGCGUUGACUAUUCCACGAUUAACGGGGAUAAGGUGUUUGACAGUGACCCUGAAGACAGUUAUGUUAAGGCACCACGAAGGACUGUAAACAUCAAUUUUCCUGGAAAGAAAUUUCAAAGAAAAAUAACAUCUUCCGCUCCUUUUUUGACAAGAAUGAAAAUAAUUUUUUAUACCUUAACUGGCAACCGAGUUAAGGCUGCUAAGACGAUGACGCAAGUCUUGGCGCCAAGGGGGUUGGUGGGAAUGUACAAAAAUAUUCUGGAAUCUUGUGAUGACCAGAUCGUCAAGAUUCUUGAAAUCAUGAAAGACAAAUCGAAUUUUCCAAUAUUGGUACACUGCAAACACGGAAAGGAUAGCACUGGAGUCAUAAUUGUAACGUCGCAUCCUUUUAAAACCUUAGCGGUCACACUUUCUUUGUGUGGAGUAGAUGACGAGAUAAUAGUUCAAGAUUAUGCGACUUCACAAAUACACUUGACUUCGGUGCAUCACUCAAUGAUGAAGGAUAUGGAGAGAAUUGGCCUGCCAGAAUGUUUUGCCAAAGUGUCCCCCAAGAUAAUGAAAGAUCUACUGUUAUAUAUAAGGUCGACGUAUGGUUCCACUCAAGAUUAUUUGGUCAAGAUUGGAUUCGAUUUGGAAAACCAAAAGUUGGUUCGACAAAAUUUAUUGGAAAAUAAUAGUCGCACGGUAUCCCCGAUAACUUAA
Molecule: messenger RNA, 940 nt
Organism: Acaulospora morrowiae
Lineage: Eukaryota; Fungi; Glomeromycota; Glomeromycetes; Diversisporales; Acaulosporaceae
Source: the annotation of a GenBank genome assembly